Messenger RNA from Aplysia californica (California sea hare), 4718 nucleotides. RefSeq lists its product as uncharacterized. NCBI's taxonomy places the organism in Eukaryota, Metazoa, Mollusca, Gastropoda, Aplysiida, Aplysiidae. The transcript is spliced from 6 exons. The coding region runs from base 794 to 3280 and encodes 828 amino acids. The record is from RefSeq and is a predicted model, not a curated record.
AAAACUCCGUCUUUGAAAAAGGUAGCCCGAAAAUCGGAUGCCCCAAGUGUUUACCCUGUUUGUACUCCAACGGCAAGUCUUACAAGCUAGCCAGAUUGUCAAAGUGUGUGAACCAGUGACAACUUUUAAUGGGAAAAACCCAAAAGACAAAAUCUGGACACGUUAAAAUUAUAUCUGGUCACAAAAGAAUGGAGGAAUUGGGUGACCCAGUGUGCUUUCCUCACAUAGGGCUCCCAGUUGUAUGUUUGUAAUUUCUGUCUUAUUUUGAGGGUUGUUUUCGCGAAAUGCACACGGCAAACUCGAAACACUUAUAUCUCACUAACAGUAACGAAAAAACGCCGGGAAAAUGCCUCAAUAGUUUGUACUCAGAAUUGGUGUCGUGAAAGUACCACUGGCAAAGAUAUACAAAUCUAUUUUUAGAACAACACCGAUGACUUGCUCGGCGCUCUUGGCUGAGGCUGUCGUGUGUCCUGACCCGCCGUUUCUAUAUGGCCCCAGAAUUUUUUGGACUUAAAUGCCAGUUUAGGAAAAAAAAACCUUGGAACUUGUCAUAUCUUUUAAAACUGGUCCACAAUUGCAAGAUAUGUGGAAAGCAUAAUAAUAUCAAUAAAUUAUGCUAUAAAAUGUGUUUCAAGAUUUCCCCUCCUUGUGUUUCUUGUGACAUGUAAAACGCUCAACCAAAGUUGUUAAAUCAGCAAUCGUUCAUGUCAGCGAGUUUUAACUUUCGAACACGCCAAUCUGGGUACCGGUACUUUCGAUUCCACGAAUUUCACGCAACAAUUUUAACUUAACAAUGGCCUCUCUGUCUCAUCGGUCUCACCGUCAAAGACAAAAGCCAAUGAGUUAUGGCUUGAGAAUGCUGGAUGCAGCUCUUCAAAAGCACAAGGCCCCUACUACUCAUGCUGACCAGCAAUCUUCAUCUACUUCAAAAUUUGACCCCUUUGAUGUAAACCCAGAAGACCCUUUUGAUGUUAAUCAAGAAUGCCCCUUUGAUGCGAUCCCAGAAAGCCCUAUUGAUCAUGUGAACCCAGAGUACUUUGUGGGUGGAUCCAAAUCAAUUAUCAGCAAAGCACAAGCUCAACUAUAUGAGGAGGAUUUGGAUAUGGAUGAUGAUGGUGACAUUGAUUAUAUACCACAACCUGAAACUGAUAGUGAAAGUGAAGUGGAAAUUCCUAUGCAGGAUACCGGUACUAGCCCUCCAGAGUGUGGAAGUCAGGCCGAAAGCCCUAAUGCAGAAAGCAAACAGAAUGAGCCGAUUGACAAGAAGAAACCAAAAAGGCUUUGCAAGUAUUGCAACACAUGGAACUCCCAUCUAACACGUCACUUGAAGCGUAAGCACAAGGAUGAAGAAGAAGUUGUUCUUGCUCUCAAGUUACCCAAAAAAGACCAGGAAAAGGCAUUUGGAGCGCUGAAGAGGGAAGGCAUUUUUAUGGCCAAUAUGAAACGUCUUGAAUCAGACAAAAGUGCCCCUCUUAUUAGAGAAAGAAGCCAGGGUGUUGGUGAUACUGUUUUGUGCUCUGGAUGUAGGGGUUUUUAUGAUGCCAAGAGCAUCUUUAAACACAAACGGCUAUGUGAAAAAAAUUUGUCAGACCUUUCAAAGACAAUAAAGUUGAAUGAAUUGUCAGAUAAUGCAACUCUAGCUGGAGUUGAUAGUGACUUCAAAGAAAACAUUCUUGAUAGGUUCAGAAAGAAUGAAGUGGGAGAGAUUUGCAGGACAGAUUUUGUGACACUUUUGUUUGGGAAGAAACAGUGGGCUAAGUCCGUUAAAAAAGAAAGAAGUAUUACAAUGUCAGAAAUGAGGGUUCUAGCUAAUCUAAUUUUGAUAUUUAGACAGGAGUGUGGUGAUGAGAAAGCAUCUGGACAUGACAUUUUAGAUUACAGAUGGUUUGAUUUUCUGGAAAAUGCAAUUAAAAAAAUGUGUGCAAAGGACUGUGGGCAGGACAAGGCUGGAUUGAAGGUUAGAAUCGGUUUUGUUCUCAAAAGAGCAGUCAAAGUUAUGAGAGGUUUUUUUGUGAUGAAGGGAGACACAGAAAAAGAAGCUGACAUGUCAAGAUUUUUGAGUGUCUUGGAGCUCAACUGGGAUUUCAUUUUCUUCACUUCUCAAGUUGAGUGUGAACAGAGACGAGGUGGGCUCCGAAAGCCCUCAGCUAUGCCUGAUGAGGAAGACAUUUCUAAAUUCAGGACAUUUAUUUUGGAUGCAAUGAAAAACCAUUUAGAGCAGUAUGAACUAUGGGACAAGCACACUUUUGUCAAGAUGAGAAAUCUGGUGGUGGCACGACUUACAAUGUUUAAUGCUCGAAGAGGGGGUGAGCCUGCAAGAUUGACAUUGAAUGAAUGGAAAGAAGCAUUGACUGGUGCUUGGAUUGAUCCCAAUUUAGUUGAAAAAAUUGACGACCCUAUGGAAAAGCACCUUAUUGAAAAUCUGAAGCUUGCUUAUCAGUCAGGCAAAGGCUCAAGAAAGAUGGUCCCAGUUCUCAUUACAGAAGACACUCUUGAACCCAUCGCAAAGCUCCUAUCUGAACGAAGCAACUGUCAAGUCUCAAAACAUAAUGUGUUCCUUUUUCCCAAUACUGGUAGUUCCCUUGACCAUGCAAGUGGUUAUCAUUGUUUGAAAUCUGUCGUGGACAUCUGCCCAAGCCUAAACAAACCAAAUCUCCUGAUUGCUGACAAAUUUCGACAUAGAGUGUCUACCCUUUAUGCACAACUUGAACUGCCAGAGGAGCAGAGAGAUAUUUUUUAUCGUCACAUGGGACACUCUGAAACAAUCAACAAAAAUGUAUACCAGUGUCCUCUGGCUGUCAGAGAGGUGACCCAAGUAGGAAAGUUCCUCAUAAACAAUGAUGGGAGAGGAUCCUUGGUACAGACAAACACUGAUCAAGGGGGAACUUCUUAUAUUAGGCAGACUUGUGAGACGGAUAAUCUGACUAAUGAAGUAACCACACAAGAAGAUGUUUGUCAGAAUGUUUCUCAGGCUGAUGAAAUGACCUUAGAAGAGGAUGCUGGUCAGAAUGAAUUAGCGCAAAGGGCAGAGUCAGUUUCCAAGAGAGCAAGAAGAUACACUCGAUGGACUGAGGAAGACUGUGCAUUGAUAAAAACUCACUUCAAACACUACAUUACUGAUACUUCCAAUAAGGGGAGGCUGCCAGGGAAGAAGGAAGUUUUGGCAUUUUUGGAAAAAUACAAAAUUUUGGAGGGACACAAUGACAAGAUUAGUCUUGUCAAAAGUAAAGUUUUUAAUGAGAAGACAAAAUACAGAAAUGGAAAGUUUAAGAAAAUGUAAAACGUAAAAGAUUGCCUAUAUGCAUUCUGAACUCAACAUUUUAAGUCUCAUCGGGAUAAAUAGCAUGAAGAAGACAAGCAAAUCAUACAGUCAAACCUGUCUGUAACGGAAUCCAUUGCAAUCGUUGUUUUGGUAAAGCGUGCAACAUCUGUGACAGAUAGAGAUUACUUUGGCAUGGGAUGAGACCAAGAGUGGUGUAGGACCAAUAAGUACAAACAAACAAUAAUACAAAUCCCAUUUUUUUUCCACCACUUUUCAUUAAACCUGAUAGUAAACCUGUCUUACGUGUCCAUUUUGAUGACCUAUGUGUGAUGCUUUCUCUUCAUAUAAUCUCAUCAAAACUGUGAUGAUAAAACCUGACUUAAAUUUAAAUGUCCAUUUGUAUGACCUAAGCGAUGCUUUCACCUCAUAAUAAUAAUAAUAAAAUAAUCUUUAUCAAAACUGUAUGAUGUUAAAAGCUGACUUAAGUGUCCCUUUGGAUGACCUAUGUGAUGCUUUUUCUUCAUAUAAUCUUCAUCAAAACUGUGUGAUGAUAAAAGCUGUCUUAGGGGGUCCCUUUGGAUGACCUAUGUGAUGCUUUCUCUUCAUAUAAUCUUCAUCAAAACUGUGUGAUGAUUAAAGCUGUCUUAAAUUUAAAUGUCUAUUUGUAUGACCAAAGCGAUGCUUUCUCUUCAUAAUAUAAUCUUUAUCAAAACUGUAUGAUGAUAAAAGCUGACUUACGUGUCCCUUUGGAUGACCUAUGUGAUGCUUUCUCUUCAUAUAAUCUUCAUCAAAACUGUACUGGUGUUGAAAUUUGUUUAUCUCGCCUCAUUGAGUUGACUUGAUAUAUGAUAUGUAGUCAGCAGUUGUCACUUUUGUUUUUAAUGGUUUAUGUAGACUUUCCCUUGGCAAUAAAAUGAAUAUGCAAUCAAAGUAAAGCUUAUCAGAAUUUGGCAUUUUCCUUUCCUUGUUUCUGAAAAACUAUUGGUCAGUUCGGACAAACAACAGUAGGCCUUUUCAAACUACAUGUACAUCGCAAGUAGGAAAGGAAAAGUUUGUGUAGGUGUCAAUAUUUUCUAUUUCUUUGCAGCAUGUGUAGAGUGCAAUGUGAACCCGUACAGCUGUAGUUUUAAACUUGUACAAGAAGCAUUGAAGUUAGCAUCAAGUCCUUCAGUUGGAAAUUUCAAUAAUGGACAAAAUGGGAUUGAUUUGAAUUUGACAAACUUAUCAGGGAUACCUAACAAACUUUUCACUAAGGGAGUUUUCUCACAUUAUGCACUAAAUGCUUUUAAUGCAUGGUCACUUUCCACUGUCAUAGAAAUUGCAUGUUACUUACUAGUCCCAUUUUAUUUCAUCAAUCAAUAAUAAAUGCAAUAAUUAUCGUGUCAUAAAUCUUUGUGUUAUAGUUAUUGUUUCUUGUUGGUGUUGUUGCUAUUGUUAUAAACUGUACAAAAACUAC